UGUUGUGACUAAAAACAAAUAGCAUCAGAACGGCAGAAGGUUGAGUGCGAACGGCGGCAGAGAUCCGACAACGGCGUGAACGGCAGCCGUUGGUGGUAGCUGCGGCACUCCCAUCGGAAGAUAGUUGCUGGUUUGCGGCCUAAAAAGGCUCUGAUGCGGCUCGAAUAGCUCUGUUGCAGCUUGAAAGGGGGCAUGCUUCAACAAUGAAUCAACGCAGGUUUAGAUUGUGAGACUUGAUUAUGCCUCUUGGAUUUUCAAAAGGGUACCACAAUGUAUAAGAAAAAUCUAUGCUUGAUGUGUAGAACUCUAGUUUCAAGGUACACAACAACCACCUGCAACAAUGUCAUGUCAAACUCAUAUGUUUUCGAACAUACUCUUGUAACCCAGUUGGAAUCUAUGUUCCGGGCUUGUUCAGAUGUUUCUGUGGUGAAACAAGUCAAACAAAUUCAUGCUCAGGUUGUGGUUAGUGGUAUGAGUGAUAGUAGCACUCUGAGUUCAAGGAUUUUGGGGAUGUAUGUUCUUUGUGGUAGUAUGAAGGAUGCAGGGAACUUGUUUUUCAGGGUUGAGUUAUGCUAUUCUCUUCCUUGGAAUUGGGUGAUAAGAGCCUUUUCGAUGUCGAGGCGGUUUGAUUUUGCCAUGUUGUUUUACUUCAAGAUGUUGGGCAGUAAUGUUGCACCUGAUAAAUAUACAUUUCCUUAUGUGGUUAAGGCUUGUGGCGGUUUGAAUAGCGUGCCAUUGUGCAAGAUGGUUCACGAUAUGAUCCGGUCCUUGGGACUUAGCAUGGAUUUGUUUGUUGGUAGUUCUUUGAUCAAGUUGUAUGCAGAUAAUGGUCAUAUUAAUGAUGCAAGACGUGUGUUUGAUGAACUGCCUGUGAGGGACAACGUUUUGUGGAAUGUCAUGCUCAAUGGUUAUAAGAAAGUUGGGGAUUUUGACAAUGCAAUAAGAACUUUUCAGGAAAUGAGGAACUCUAAUUGUAUGCCUAAUUCGGUGACUUUUGCCUGUAUUUUAUCCAUAUGUGAUACAAGAGGGAUGCUCAACAUUGGUAUGCAGCUUCAUGAUCUUGUCAUUGGUAGUGGGUUUCAGUUUGAUUCCCAGGUAGCAAACACCCUAAUUGCCAUGUAUUCAAAAUGUGGGAACCUUUUUUAUGCUCACAAGGUAUUUAAUACGAUGCCACUGACUGAUACAGUGACUUGGAAUGGAUUGAUUGCUGGAUAUGUACAAAAUGGAUUUACAGAUGAGGCUGCACCUUUGUUUAAUGCAAUGAUCUCCGCUGGAGUCAAACCAGAUUCAAUAACUUUUGCAAGUUUCCUUCCUUGUAUCCUUGAAUCUGGGAGUCUAAAACAUUGUAAGGAAAUUCAUAGUUAUAUAGUGCGACAUGGUGUGGCUUUGGAUGUCUAUUUGAAGAGCGCUCUUAUUGACACAUACUCCAAGGGUGGAGAAGUGGAGAUGGCAUGUAAGAUCUUCCAGCAGAACACCUUGGUUGAUGUUGCGGUAUGCACAGCUAUGAUCUCGGGCUAUGUGCUUAAUGGGCUGAACACUGAUGCUAUAAGCAUUUUUAGGUGGUUAAUUCAGGAGGGAAUGGUGCCUAAUUGCUUGACCAUGGCUAGUGUUUUGCCAGCUUGUGCUGCUUUGGCGUCUUUGAAAUUAGGGAAAGAAUUGCAUUGUGUCAUUCUGAAAAAAAGACUGGAGCAUGUGUGUCAAGUGGGAUCUGCCAUCACAGACAUGUACGCAAAAUGUGGAAGAGUGGAUCUAGCAUAUCAAUUUUUCAGAAGAACGACUGAACGAGAUAGUGUAUGUUGGAACUCAAUGAUCGCAAACUUUUCACAGAAUGGGAAACCAGAAAUGGCUAUUGAUCUAUUUCGUGAAAUGGGAGUUAGUGGAACCAAGUUUGAUUCUGUGAGCCUAUCAUCUGCUCUCUCUGCUUGUGCAAAUUUACCAGCACUCUAUUAUGGGAAAGCGUUGCAUGGCUUUGUGGUAAGAAAUGCAUUUACUUCUGACACUUUUGUUGCAAGUGCACUGAUAGACAUGUAUUCUAAAUGUGGAAAGCUAGCUUUGGCUCGGUGUGUGUUUGACCUGAUGGAUUGGAAGAAUGAAGUUUCAUGGAACAGCAUCAUUGCUUCCUAUGGAAACCAUGGUUGCCCUAGAGAAUGCCUUGAUCUAUUCCAUAAGAUGGUAGAAGCUGGGAUUCACCCUGAUCAUGUUACUUUUCUUGUUAUAAUAUCUGCUUGUGGCCAUGCUGGCCUAGUUGAUGAAGGCAUACACUACUUCCGUUGCAUGACUGAGGAAUAUAGGAUCUGUGCUAGGAUGGAACACUAUGCAUGCAUGGUAGAUUUGUAUGGUCGUGCCGGUCGUUUGCAUGAAGCAUUUGAUACUAUAAAGAGCAUGCCAUUCACUCCAGACGCAGGCGUGUGGGGUACACUUCUUGGAGCUUGUCGGAUUCAUGGAAAUGUUGAGUUGGCUAAACUUGCUUCGAGGCAUCUUUUUGAAUUAGACCCGAAAAAUUCAGGAUACUAUGUAUUGCUUUCAAAUGUACACGCUGGUGUUGGGGAAUGGAAAGAUGUUCUUAAGAUACGAAGUUUAAUGAAGGAAAAAGGAGUUCAGAAGAUACCUGGAUACAGCUGGAUUGACGUCAAUGGUGGCACCCAUAUGUUUUCUGCCGCUGAUGGAAGUCACCCACAAUCUGUUGAGAUUUAUAUGAUUUUGAAGAGUCUUCUUCUUGAAUUGAGAAAACAGGGUUAUGAUCCUCAACCUUACCUUCCACUGCACCCACAAAUCAUGAGCAACAACUUAGUGGAAAUUAAUUGAUGUUUUUCACAUUCUCAGCAUCAGCCAUACCAAAUAUUUCUUGGUGCAACCCAUGUCACCAUUAAAUGACUUCUUAUUGAACUUAUGGGUAUGCUUUCAAAUAUCCAGUCUAUUGAUAAUUUUUAAAGUUGGGACUGCUCAUCAUCAUAUCAAUUUCGUAGCACUAACAUAUAGUUCCAAUUUAUAGUUCGAAUAAUAUUACAUGAAUGUUGGUAACUACUUAAGAAUUGUCAAUUACUUGAUUUAUGAGCUUCAUGUAUUUGCUAAAUCAGGUUAGGUUGGUCAUUCUUGCAACUUCUAUGCUCCAUCUUUAUUCUCAAAUUCCACUUGCAGAUUCUGUUACAUUCA
Molecule: messenger RNA, 3153 nt
Organism: Lotus japonicus
Lineage: Eukaryota; Viridiplantae; Streptophyta; Magnoliopsida; Fabales; Fabaceae
Product: pentatricopeptide repeat-containing protein At4g21300
Exons: 1
Coding region: 271-2805 (844 amino acids)
Biological process (GO): RNA modification
Molecular function (GO): RNA binding; protein binding
Source: RefSeq, a predicted model, not a curated record